AUGUUUUUCUCACGCAUCAGCCCUCUCCUGCCGCUGCUCAUCCCCUUCUUCAUCUUGGACGCGACGGCCCCCCUGUCGACGAUGACAGCGGUGACGACGGUUCUGCUGGGGGCGGCCCAGGCCCCGGCGGGGGUCGUGGUCGCAGCGGACGCAGUGGUGGAGUUGACGGUGGGCCUGGCGUUAAGCGUCCUCGGUCUCGCCCUCAUCGCAGCGGCGUUGGCCCUGCCGAUGCCCCCGCUGGUCCACGGGUUGGCGGGCGCAGCCCCGUCGAGUUGCCGACGACCCCGCCCUUCAACAAGGGCGCCCCUGCUUUUCUUCCCGCGCCGGUGCGUGGGAUUGCAGAUGUCCUCGCGUCCGACCAGGGCAUUCCUGCUGCUGCGUCGGUGGGUUUGCCUGAUGGUGGAGCGAAUCCCGGCGUUGCUAGUGCUGCUGGCGCUCGUGGGAUUGAUGAUUGUGGAGUGCCCGCGGAUCUCGUGGAGAGAUUCGAUAACUGUCUUUUAG
Messenger RNA from Prorocentrum cordatum, 501 nucleotides. Lineage: Eukaryota; Dinophyceae; Prorocentrales; Prorocentraceae. The record is from the annotation of a GenBank genome assembly.